AUGGCAAUAUUAGACCACAAUUUGAUGCCCAUACCUUUUUAUGCAUUCAAGACAGUGUACGUAGCAUGGGACAUAGAGAAUUGCGCUGUCCCGCGCGGUCUUCCAGCUCGCACUGUCCUUGCAAGGAUCAGACGAUCACUAAGGAACCAAGGGUAUCAAGGAGAUAUCAGGAUUUUGGCCGUGGCCGCUAACCAAGACCGGGUUCCUCAGCAUAUACAGGACGUAUUGCUGAAUAACGGGGUUGAAUACUAUGAUUUGCACACAAAUGCGAAGCAAGCCAGCGAUGACGAAAUCGUGAAACGAAUUAGAGAGAAGAUGGGAUGUACAGAUCGAGGGAACUUUAUGUUGAUCAGCGGUGAUGGUGGUUUUGAGGGGGUGGUUAGAGAGCUCGAGACCGAAGGACAUAAUACAAUAUUGGCGUACAAUCUUGAAUCUGCGGCGGAGGCUAUACAAUACAAAGUUGGUUACACCCAUUUCCUGUGGUGGGAUUUAUUAAGGUGGUUCUAA
Messenger RNA from Brassica napus (rape), 507 nucleotides. Its product is annotated as meiosis regulator and mRNA stability factor 1-like. Gene Ontology annotation, cellular component: peroxisome. The transcript has a single exon. Lineage: Eukaryota; Viridiplantae; Streptophyta; Magnoliopsida; Brassicales; Brassicaceae. Gene Ontology annotation, molecular function: RNA nuclease activity. Bases 1 to 507 code for a protein of 168 amino acids. The record is from RefSeq and is a predicted model, not a curated record. Gene Ontology annotation, biological process: regulation of gene expression.